Xylona heveae TC161 is the source of this 1152-nucleotide messenger RNA. RefSeq lists its product as hypothetical. The transcript has 3 exons. Bases 1 to 1152 code for a protein of 383 amino acids. Gene Ontology annotation, cellular component: cytoplasm; nucleus. Gene Ontology annotation, molecular function: mRNA binding. The record is from RefSeq and is a predicted model, not a curated record. NCBI's taxonomy places the organism in Eukaryota, Fungi, Ascomycota, Xylonomycetes, Xylonales, Xylonaceae.
AUGGCGAAUAAUGGGAGCACGCCAGGUUUGGCUAAAGCAAAGGAAGAGGAUUACUUUUUAGGAGUGAGUGGUCUGGUAACGGCAAUCCUGGCAACGCAGCUUCCCCCGAGAUUCAAAUGGCAAGAUCUCAAAGACCACAUUCGCAAAAUCACCCCUCGGAUCGGAGCAAACAGCGUUCACGUCCCUGUUCUUCCGACUGGACAAAGCCAGGGAGUUGGCAUUGUGCGGAUUCGGGGCAAGGAUGAGGCUGAGAAAGUCUAUGUAUUUCUUUCGACGCACCCUUGCGACGGGAGCAUGCUUCAGGUCAAAAUGUGCCCAGCGAGUGCGACAAAUCAAGCUCCAUCAGGCGGCACAUGUCCCCCUCCCAUAAGCUCAAUGAAUCCGGGUGCAUUUUCACCCGUGUCUCGGCCGUCAAUGGCCGCUUUCCAGCCUGAACCUGCCAAGAACGUCUACAUUGUCAAUCCGACAAUGGAUGCUACACCUCUGGCAGUGCCAAUGAACCAUCCGGAAGUUGCUUUGGGUCGGACUCCCUUCUAUGGGCCUCAGUAUGCUGCGCCUCCUCUUUCUCCCGGCAAUUUCGCCUUCCAACCGGCCCUCCUUGGCCAUCCUUUUCCUCCUCGUAUGGCCGACCCUGUUCCUUACGCAACGCCACAACCUUUCGUCGUCCCUCCAGCCGCAAUUCCCUAUCUAGUUCCCGGUCCCGCGUACCCUGCGGGGAUGUCAGGGCCAAUCUACGCCAAUGCCACGGAUGGGACUCCGGUCAAUGUUAGCCACGGCGCCGUGCGAACAGAGUCCACGAGUGUUUUCAUUGGCAAUCUGAGCUAUGAAGCAAGAUGGCAGGACAUCAAAUGUCUCAUGGAACGAGUGGGAAGCGUACAAAAAUGCAAUCUCAUUACAGACUCCAAGACGGGAAAGUCCAGGGGUUGCGCAACUGUCUCCUUCGGAUUGGCACAAGAAGCCGAGCAAGCAAUUGCUACAUUCCACGAUACGACAUUUAUGAAUCGAAAAAUAAUAGUCAGGGCCGAUAAGGAAGCGUCAAGUUUGACCACUGGUGGUCGUGUGCGCGGAAGCAACCCAGCUGUUGUAUAUCCCCUUAGCCAGCAACCUGUCAUUGCGAAUGGUUCUACGAACUUACGACCGGCUAUAUAUUAG